Molecule: messenger RNA, 1308 nt
Organism: Xyrauchen texanus (razorback sucker)
Lineage: Eukaryota; Metazoa; Chordata; Actinopteri; Cypriniformes; Catostomidae
Gene: zglp1
Product: zinc finger GATA like protein 1
Exons: 4
Coding region: 1-1308 (435 amino acids)
Biological process (GO): regulation of transcription by RNA polymerase II; oocyte development; spermatogenesis
Cellular component (GO): nucleus
Molecular function (GO): zinc ion binding; sequence-specific DNA binding
Source: RefSeq, a predicted model, not a curated record
AUGAUGAGUUCCAACACGCGUGUUCCUCACGAGUCUGCAGAAGAGCAGCAGCAGGUCACGCAGUCCACAAUCCUCUACCUGCUGCAGGAGGCCACCAAACUCGCUCCACCUGCAGACGAGGAGCACUUCAGUUCUGAACACACCGAUGCUCACUGCGGCCACGAUGACCUCCACAAAGACUCAGAGUUCUCCGGCUCUUUCUCUGUCAUGCGCGAGUGUGAGCACAGCAGCGCAUGGGAGGUGAUGCGUCUGAUAAACCAGCAGUGUGAACGGCUGCUACAGUCCAGCUGUGAUGAUGAUGGAGAUCAAGUGGAUCUUCUCUUAAAUACUGUGAUGUCAUCCACGCCGUCCUCAGAAGCUCCGUUUGAACGCAACUGUCCUGUAGCAUCCACCCGCUGCAUCCCACCUCAUGUGUGUUUCUCACCUGCUGUGAUCUGCAGCUCUGACAUCACAGAUGACCUCACAGAUGAUGAGAACGUGAAGGAACCCGAUGAUCUCGCGGAUCUUAUCAUGAGAAACGCCGUUGAUGACAUCAGCAUGACCGACGACACCUCCAUCCUGCAUGUCGCGUCCACAGAGGACCGUUGCUCUGAUUGGUCACAGCAGGUUGAAUCUGUUGCCCUGUCCUCAGAAACUACCGCUGACUCAGGGAUCCGCCCCCUUGAUUUCACUUCCUGUCUAGUGUCGGACGUUGCAAAUGUGUGGCUUCCUCUGAACGUGCAGCGGGAAACGAGUCCAUCGCCGUCAGCUGACCUCAAUAAUAAUCUCCUAGAGAGUCCGAUCAAAGAGCCGCAGGACGUCCCGUCAUCAUCAUCAUCAUCAUCAUGGGGUCCCUGCAGGCGAACACAGAGGAAACAGCCUCAUCCUGUCCGGAGCCCCGACCCCCAGGAUCCUGAUGUUCAGGGGGUCACAUUCAGCAUGUAUCCGGAAUUGGACACGAGCACACACCAGUGCAGCCUGAUCAUCACCUCAAACUACAGUGAGGAGAUCAGACGCUUGAAGAGCAGCAGGAACAGAUCUCUACAGACCACUCAGAGGAGCAGCAGCUCGGAGGAGGAGAGCGACUCCAGUGGCCUGAUCAGGGGUAAGAUCUGUGCGUCCUGUUGUACGAGGAAGACUCCUCUGUGGAGAGAUGCUGAAGAUGGAACGCCCCUCUGUAAUGCCUGUGGGAUCAGGUAUAAGAAAUAUCGUGUGCGAUGUCGACAGUGCUGGAAUAUUCCGAAGAAGGACGCGAACACAAACUCCAAGUGUUUGAAAUGUGGUGAUGUCCUGAAGAUGAACGUGCAGCACAAGUCCAGCGGCUGGUGA